This is a messenger RNA of Anopheles cruzii, 1710 nucleotides long. RefSeq names its product dual specificity protein phosphatase 18-like. Gene Ontology annotation, biological process: negative regulation of MAPK cascade; protein dephosphorylation. NCBI's taxonomy places the organism in Eukaryota, Metazoa, Arthropoda, Insecta, Diptera, Culicidae. The record is from RefSeq and is a predicted model, not a curated record. Gene Ontology annotation, molecular function: MAP kinase tyrosine/serine/threonine phosphatase activity; protein tyrosine/threonine phosphatase activity. Bases 213 to 1043 code for a protein of 276 amino acids. The transcript has 3 exons. Gene Ontology annotation, cellular component: cytosol; cytoplasm.
CAUCGGGAACGGUGUGUUUGAUCUGCGCCUACUACUGACGAGGAGUGAAGGAUACGUGAAGUGACUGAACCUACGGUUGAAACGUUUUCGUUUUUCGGUGAAGUGCGCGAACAAGCGAAGCGAGAGACUCUGAUUAUUCUUUGACAACUGGGACCGGACGUGUGAGAUUGUUUAUUUACGCAAUAAAUCCUGCAACCAAUUCGGGAAACGCGAUGAAGGAAACGAACGGCGUGAGCGGUGUUAACCACGCAGACGAGCUGCAAAUGGCGCUGCUGAACGGUCAGCAUCCGCAGCCGGCCAUCGAAGGCGUUACCAAGGCGAUGCUGCUCGGCGGCGAGUCCUCGCCCGGUGACCCGCAGCCACCCGGCAAGGCGGAUGGCAACCAAAUCCAGGCUCUGCUGGAGCGUCACGAGGGGGCACCGCAGGGUGUGCCGAGCGGCGUGGGCCGCUCGAUGCGAUCCUUUUCACCGAUUAGCGGAGUUUCGAAGCUGCUGAAGAACCUGUAUCUGUGCGGUGGAAGUGCCGCUUCGGUCGCCAUGAUGAAGCAGCUGGGUGUAACGUUCGUGAUCAACGUAACGAUGCCCACCGAACUGACCGAUACGCCGCUGCCAGCGGCCGACACCCGCUACCUUCGGCUUCCGGUGAAGGAUAACCGCGAGGCGAACCUGGAGCGCUACUUCCACGAGGUGGCCGACAUGAUCGAAGAGGAAUCGAACGCGAAUGGCGUUACGUUGGUGCACUGCGUGGCCGGCAUUAGCCGGUCGGCCACACUCUGCCUGGCAUACCUGAUGAAGCACCACCGGAUGUCGCUGAAGGACGCGUACAACCACAUCAAAGCCAAGCGACCGCAGAUUCGACCGAACGUGUCGUUCGCCAAGCAGCUGAUGGAGUUCGAGCAGCAGCUCGUCCCUGAAGGCAACCAGUCCGUCGCUCUGGUGUAUUGCCACGCACUAGGCGAGGAGUUGCCCGACAUCUACGAGCCCGAGUUCCGCACGAUGGAGCUGCUGUACCAGAAGUUUCGGCGAAACAUUGCCCGGCGCUAGGAGCCCCCCCAUAGGGGUCCGAAAUCAAGUCGCGCUCCGCGACGAUUCCACUUAUUCCCGAUCGUAAGGUGAUCGCAUUGGUUUUACAAUAACGCGCGGCGGGGAGGCCCCUUUACCAGUGGGACCUGCUCGUCCGGCGCAACUCUACUGAUUUAUGAUAGUAUUCUCUAAUCCUACUUACCCCUAAGACGGUAUGCUACUCCAAAUUACUCACUCGCGGGUUGCGGCCCACCAGUUUAGCCAGUUAAGCGCAACGCAACAAGAGACAGGAGGACAGGCAGGAGUGUGUGUGAGUGUGUGUUGGUGUGGAGUAACACGAAUCUAACAGACAGUUUUUAGUGGGAAGGGGAUCACGGCACCCCCUUCGAUCGCACGGUAGUUUUGCACCAGCGAGUGUAGCACCAGGGAAGCGUCCAAAGGCCAAAGAAACAGUCCCACUGAUCCGGACCCAGUGUAAACAUUGCUGUGAUUGGAAGGUUUAAAUGAUAAGGAGGGACUUUUCCCACCCCUGCACCCCGACAGGGAAGGACACUUUCUGGAGCUGGUGGAGAGCUGGCGACGAAGGACGAAGGAGCUUUAGGUUUAAGUCUUACCGUAGCAUAAGCUUAGCGCGGAUACCCGCAGGACGAUUUGUCACAAAACCAAAGUAUAAAUAUAAUAUUCAACA